AUUUCAUGGUCUGUUCGUCACCAACACGACCCAGAGAACGUAGCUUAAUGGCGCUUUGCUCAGACACCCCCUAUGUUUUGUGAGAUGUAACUGCGUCUGAAGGCUGUGAGAGAUAAGUGGAAAGUCCCUAACACUGGAAAUCCCCUUUGUCUGCCUGGGCUUUUCCGCAGUCUGCAUGAACUACAUUAAGUUGGAGGACGUGAUCUAUGCUUUGACAUGUAGAGUAAACAUACCAACAUGUAAUUGAUUGUGAAGAAGGCUGAAUGGCGCUGUUUGGACUGCUGCGGUUACUCUGAUUGAAGUGGCAGAGGACUACCAGGAGCAUCCUUAGGGCUUUGUUGGUGGUCUUAUUGUACAGUUCUGCAUUGGUACACGUUACAUCUGGUGAACACCAUGUCCCAGGGACAGAAUUUCCUGCCCAAGUUCCUCUUUGUGAGUAACCUGCUGAAAGCGGUCAAGAUCCGGGAGCGGGUGCCCAACGAUGUAGUGAAGCCUGCGGGCAGUGAAAGCCUGAUGCACCACCUGCGGGGCAUGCACCGGUACACACUGGAAAUGAUCAGCAUGAGCCAGUUCCCUCAGGCCUUCCAACAGGUCAUUCAGGCAGCCAUCUUGGACAGGGCCAUGCAGAGCUCCCUAGAGCAGGAGAAGAAGCUCAACUGGUGCCACGAGGUCAAGAAAAUGGUACCACUGAGGACCAAUGGAGAUGGGAACUGUCUUCUCCAUGCUGCCUCUCAGUACAUGCUGGGGGUGCAGGACACAGACCUGGUCCUGAGGAAGGCCCUGCACAGUGUGCUCAAGGAGAACGAAACAGGCAACUUUAGAGCCCGUUUCCAGACAGAGCUACUGCAGUCUCAGGAGUUCACCCAGACUGGCCUGCGUUACAGCACUAUGAAUUGGGAGGAAGAAUGGGAGAAGAUCAUCAAGAUGGCUUCGCCUGUGUCCAGCCGCAAUGGGCUGCAGUUUGACUCCCUGGAGGACAUGCACAUCUUUAUCCUCUCCAACAUCCUCCGCAGGCCCAUUAUCGUCAUCGCAGACCAGGUGCUGCGCAGCAUGAGGUCCUGCUCCUCCUUCUCUCCCCUCAACGUGGGGGGCAUCUACCUUCCUCUGCACUGGCCUCCAAGGGAGUGCUACAAGUACCCCAUAGUGCUCGGCUACGACUCCCAGCACUUUGCCCCCCUAAUCACCAUCAAAGACAGUGGCCCAGAGAUCCGAGCAGUGCCGCUGAUCAACCCGGGCCGCGGGGGCUUCGAGGAGCUCAACGUGCACUUCUUGAUGGAGAAGGAGCAGACACAGAAGGAGAGGCUUCUGAAGGACUACCUAAUGCUGAUGGAGAUCCCUGUCAUUGGACUGGGCUACGAUACCACACGCAUCAUCAAUGCUGCCAGGCUGGAUGAAGGGAACCUGCCUGAGGACAUGAACCUGAUGGAGGACUACCUCCAGUUGGUCAACCACGAGUACAAGCGCUGGCAGGAGGACAAGGACCAACUGUGGGGCCCCCACCCCCAUAGACCACCCCCCUUCUCCGUGUCUCAGCUGUCGCUCAUCGAGAUCCGAUGUGCCACACCACGGUGCACCUUCUACGUCUCCGUGGACACCCAGCCACACUGCCACGAGUGCUUUGAGAAACGCCAGGGCCAGCCUAACGGGAGGAUAGAGGCUGCCCCUACGAAAGGCGGAAAUCAGGCUUGUGAGCCGGGGUGUAGUAGUAGAGUACGGCCCAGCCCUUCUGGCUGCCUGGCGGUGUUAUCCAGCCCGCUCUCCGUCGCUACACCGCGCUCGGCGUCCUGCUGUUACAGCGAAACCCACGCCAUGAAGUGCAAGAUGCCUGGCUGCGUUUUCACCCGCAGCAAGGAGCACAAUGGUCUGUGUGAACGCUGCUUUAACAGCCGGCAGAAUGCACCAGGAAGGUGCGGCAUGUGCCACCAGGAGGCCUUCAGGAUAUUUAACGGACUGUGCCCCCCGUGCUUCCAGAGUACUGGCACAGAGCGGGGUGAGGAGCCCCAGCCGCCGGCAGCAGCGUCCUCUUCUGGGUCGUUAUGGACCCAGCCCCCGCCCAGGGAAUCUGAGUGCUCGGGCCGGCCCUGUAAAAGGUCGGGAUGCCAGUUCUUUGGGACUCAACAGAAGCGUGGAUUCUGCACCAUCUGCUAUGUGGACUAUCAGACCAACCACCUAGCGACCCUUCCUCCUCCUGCUCCAAUCCAGACUCGCCACGCGUCGGAGGCAGGCUUCCAGAAUGCUUUGCGCUGUCAGGGCCUGGGGUGUGGGGCCAUGGGCAAUGCCAUGCUGGAGGGCUACUGUAACAAGUGCUUCUUUAACGAGCAGAGCUCCAGGUUCAACCAGAAUGCUACCAGGGCUCCUGGUGCCCACUCCCCUCCGCUGGUCAUGCGGACUGCUAAACCAGAACAAGACAAACCCAGAAAGACCCAGACCCAGGCCAAGUGCAGGUGGAAUGGCUGCAGUAACUUCUCCCCCGGCUGCACAGACCCGUGUCCAGAGUGCCGGGCCACACGGGGGCAGAGAGAGAGCCGCAGGGAGAGGGCAGGGGCACCUAAGGAGACGAUGAAGCAGAGCUGUAAAGCCCAAGGCUGUGACCACUAUGCCAACAUAGAGAAGCAAGGCUUCUGUAAUGAAUGUGACCACUUUAAGCAGGUCUACAGGGGGUGAGCCCAAAGGUUUGGGGAAAAUUAAAAAGUUCGUGCCACCA
Messenger RNA from Oncorhynchus tshawytscha (Chinook salmon), 2704 nucleotides. RefSeq names its product tumor necrosis factor alpha-induced protein 3-like. The record is from RefSeq and is a predicted model, not a curated record. Lineage: Eukaryota; Metazoa; Chordata; Actinopteri; Salmoniformes; Salmonidae. Gene Ontology annotation, biological process: protein K33-linked deubiquitination; protein deubiquitination involved in ubiquitin-dependent protein catabolic process; protein K29-linked deubiquitination. The coding region runs from base 394 to 2664 and encodes 756 amino acids. The transcript has 9 exons. Gene Ontology annotation, molecular function: DNA binding; zinc ion binding; K63-linked polyubiquitin modification-dependent protein binding. Gene Ontology annotation, cellular component: nucleus; cytoplasm.